AUCACUACUAGAAAGCACAAAGUCUCCAACAGCACAACACAUUGGUAAGUAGAGGGUUUACAUUGGAGUAAACAAGCUUCCCACGUUAUACACAUUGAUAAACACUUGUCGGUGUAAGUGGCCUCAGUAGUCAAUGCACUGACGUAUCUUCAAAUCAUGUCGUUAAAUUCAUGAAAUUUAUUGACGUGAGACAAAUUGGAGAGCAAGGUUGUUGGAUCGACGGCAGGUGAAUAGGAAAAUCACCAACUCUUGGUUCUCACGUCGGUAAAUUAUUCAAAUUAAUCGACAUAUGAUUUGAAGGUACAUUAUUCUACUGGAAUAGUGUACAUUUUCUGACGAUACUUUUCCUCCAAACACACGUCGGUGUUUAAUCACUUACUAAUGUAACUAACGUCGAUGAUAAUCAAUUCAUAAUGACCUCUAAAACAAUCCAAAACUUUCUACCAUGUCAAAUACGAAUAAUGGAGGUGAAACAAAAUAUGAACAGAUAUUGACAUAAAAAAUAUGCCCUAAGAGCUAAAUCUAUUAGUCAUAAAUGUACGUGAAAUGUAGCAGAAAACAGAACUUAGGACCUUGAUAUUUUGGGUAAAAAACGGGAUGGUACAUAUCUUUUUUGAAGCUGCUAAUGAUGCCUAGGCAAUAUUAAAGAGGUCUGUGUGUAAUCAAAAGAGUGACUAAAAGGUGCAUUCAGGUGGAGACCUAAGCCUUGGCCAUGUUGUGGUGGUGGUGGUGGAAAUGGAUGCAAACCUGGCUAAAGGGUGAUGCCAUAAAUAGUGAGAGUAGCUGCAACAAACUGUGCAAUCAUCUAAGUCAUGUUAUUCUCCGCCUUUGCCAUUUGUGUCACGCCCCAGAACCCAAAUCCGAGGCGCGACAGACGCCGUACACUCGUGAGACGGGUCCCACAAAUGCACAAGGCUCGGAACUUACUCAACAAAAUUAGUUUUGAUACCAUAAAAUUUCCGAUUAAAAUCUAAAUUACAAGAGCGCGGAGUACAUGUAUCUAAAUCUAUGUCAAAUCUCAAGUGGCUAGCCUUUUAUCACGUCACUCCCCUUGAUUUCCGAGUCUCGGGGCACACUACCUGAAAUGGUGGACGAGAAAAACGAGAUGAGAUAACUCAGUAAGUAAAAUAUGAAUUGCCCUUAAUUAAACUUACAGCAUGCCAACAAGUGCAAUCACGAAAAACGGAUACAGUACAGGCACGAAAUAGACGUCUCCUCUAUAGGUCACGGCCAGUGUUAUAAACCUCCCACUGGCAGGCUACAGAAAUUACUAGUGUAUAAUCCCCACUAGUAGGGCCACGAGCGAACCGGUUCUAUCACGAACAUGUCGACAUGUGCUAGCGUUUAUAAACCUCCCACUAGCGGGCACACGAAUACAUGACCAUAU
This is a messenger RNA of Rubroshorea leprosula, 1387 nucleotides long. NCBI's taxonomy places the organism in Eukaryota, Viridiplantae, Streptophyta, Magnoliopsida, Malvales, Dipterocarpaceae. The record is from the annotation of a GenBank genome assembly.